This is a messenger RNA of Cornus florida, 354 nucleotides long. Its product is annotated as non-specific lipid-transfer protein-like. The coding region runs from base 1 to 354 and encodes 117 amino acids. The record is from RefSeq and is a predicted model, not a curated record. The transcript is spliced from 2 exons. Gene Ontology annotation, biological process: lipid transport. Lineage: Eukaryota; Viridiplantae; Streptophyta; Magnoliopsida; Cornales; Cornaceae. Gene Ontology annotation, cellular component: membrane. Gene Ontology annotation, molecular function: lipid binding.
AUGGAGAAGAAGAUGAUGACUUCCUCAUUGUUUGUAUUGGGGUUGGUGGUUUUGGCUAUGGCUACAAGCCCUGUGGCUAAUGGCAUCACGUGCCAAGAUGCCAUAUCGAAGCUGUUGCCAUGCCAAGGUUACUUGGUGGGUUUUUUUUCUAUUUCGGUUCCAUGUUGCCAGAGUGCUCAGUCUCUGAAUCAGUUGGUUACUAACAAAGAUGAUCGGAAAGCAGUGUGUGAGUGCUUCAAAAAAGUUGCACCAGCUAUUGGGGUUAACCCUGACAAAGCUAAGCAGCUUCCUCAGCUUUGCAACAUCACUCUCUCUGUACCCAUUGACUACAACACAGAUUGCACAAAGGCUUGA